Chlorella variabilis is the source of this 1296-nucleotide messenger RNA. RefSeq lists its product as hypothetical. Gene Ontology annotation, biological process: proteolysis. The coding region runs from base 1 to 1296 and encodes 431 amino acids. The record is from RefSeq and is a predicted model, not a curated record. The transcript has 9 exons. NCBI's taxonomy places the organism in Eukaryota, Viridiplantae, Chlorophyta, Trebouxiophyceae, Chlorellales, Chlorellaceae.
AUGGCGCUAGCAUUCCACAGCCGCCAGAUCUGCCGCGCAGAGCCGUCGGGCGACCAGCAGGAGCCGCCGCCCGCCGCCGCCGCCGCCACCGAGGACCCGCCGCCGCCGACGGCGCCCAGCGAGGACGACAACCUGCGGCUGCCCCGCGAGGUCAUCCAGCGCCUCCGAGACACCGUCUUCUCCUUUGAUUCGUUCUUCGUAACUUCCGUUGAGAACUACAAUGCGGAUGGUGUGCUGUUCCGGGGCAACCUGCGCGGCGAGCCCGCCGCCGCCUACAGCAAGCUCUCGGCACGGCUCAAGGACGAGCUGGGGGAGCAGUACAAGAUCUAUCUUCUUGACAGCCCAGAGGAGAAGCCGGUGGCGGUGGUGCUGCCGGUGAGCGCGGUGCAGCCGCAGGGGUCGUCGCUAGCGGAGACGGGCCUGGCGCUGCUGCUGGGCGCCUGCACGCUGGCCACCACCCUCAACAUCAACGGCGCCGAGCUGUUCAAUGCGGCGCUGCUGACGGUGGGAUGGGACCCGGAGCUGGUCGCCUUGGCGGUGCCGGGCACCCUCGCCUUCCUGGCCAUCCUGGCCACACACGAGGCGGGCCACUGGGUGGCGGCACGGCAGCGUGGCCUGCAGCUGGCGCCGCCGCUGUUCAUCCCCGCGGGGCUGGGCCUGCUGGGCGGCUUCGGGUCCAUCACCCGCAUCAAGUCCUUCGUCCCAGACCGCACCUCGCUGGCCGCGGUGGCGGCGGCGGGGCCGCUGGCCAGCUCAGCUCUGGCGGCGGCCAUCAUGGUGGCUGGCGCGGUGCUGACCGUGCAGCAGGUGGGAGGCGUGGAGCUGGACGUUGCGAGCUUCAGGGAGUCGCUGCUGGCAGGCACCAUGGGCAAGGCCAUGUUUGGCGACCGCCUGUUCCAGUCUGACGCCGUGUCCACCAACCCGCUGUUUGUGGCGGGCUGGGCGGGCCUCAUCAUCAACGCCAUCAACAUGCUGCCCGCGGGGGAGCUGGAUGGCGGCAGGGUGUUCCACGGGCUGUGCGGGCGGCGGGCGGCGGCGCGCCUGGGCUCCAUCACGCUGCUGCUGCUGGGCCUGGGCGGCUUCAACAACUCCCUGGCGCUCUUCUGGCUCAUACUGGUGGUCACGCUGCAGCGGGGCCCCAUCCCUCCCUGCGACAACGAGCUGAGUCCCAUCCAGGAGCCGGGCACCAAGGCGGCCGCCAUCGCGGCGCUCUUGCUGCCGCUGCUGGUGCUGCUGCCCUACCCCAUGCCGCUGUCGUUCACGGGCGGCCUGCCUGACCUGCCGCCCACCUUCUGA